AUGUCUGGUCAUUAAAUCAUAACCUAACCUCAGAGUCGUAGUUAAUAUUAGAGCAACAACAAUAUCUUGACAGCACAACCAAUCCAACAGCAAUCUUAGAAUCCCUUGAACUAUCCAAGCAAUGCUAUUCCUGCUCCUUUCAUGCCUCCUCAAAUGGGUCAACAAUCAUAUGUGCAAUCUCAAGUAUACUAACCAAGACCGAUGGAAAAUACAGUGAGAAUUUAACAGUAGCCUGAAGUACAUUGUCCAUUUUGUUUGACUUGUUAAUAACACAAGAAUGAUUUAUUAGCAAGGUAAGAGGCGUAAAAGGCUAAGCCCCAAUAAGGAAAUAGUAAUUUCCCAGAGUAUGAGUAUGGUGUUUGUCCUGAUUGUGAAGGUGUGACUGGGGAUGGAGACCCAGAAGAUGAUAUUGGAACAGAAAAUUAGAAACUUCGAGAUGAUAUUGCUGCAAAAGCUAAGGCAAACAGAAAAUUAAGGAAUGACGUGGCUCGAUUACAGACGGAAUUAGAUAGAAUCAAACAUCUACCAGAAGAAAACGAGAAACUUAAAGCAAUGCUCGGUCCGUUAGAAGAUUAAUUAAGAGAUGCAAGACAUAAGAAUCAAGAUUUACUUGAUGACAAUAAUAAAUUGGGAAAUUAAGUCAAAGAUCUAAGAAAUAAUAUAGAUAAAGCAAAUAAUGCAGCUAAGGAUAAUGAUAGUAUGAAAAAAGAAAUUGAAGAUCUAAAAAAGAAGAACAAAGAUAAUGAUAAGGUUUUGGAAGAGAACAACGAUCUCAAGAAUAAAUUGAAUAGAUUGAAGGGUGAUAGAGAUAAAAUGUUAGCGGAUCUAGCAGCUUUGGAAAAACAAAAUGGAUCAAUCAAGGAUAAAUUGGGUAAAUUGGCCAAAGAGAAUAAUGAUCUCUAAAAAGAUUUGGGAGAUUUGAAAAAGACCAACAAGGAUCUUGAAAAGAAAUGCAAUGAUCUUCAAUUAGAUAACGAUAAUUUACAUUUGAAUUUAGGUGAUGUAAAAGGAGAUAGAGAUAAAACAAAAGACUAAUUAAAUGAUUUACAUAAAAAUAGAAACUAAUUGCUUGAUGAAUUGGGUAAAGUGAGGGACAAAUUAAAAGAUGCAGAAAAGGAUAAAGAUGACCUUGGCAAAAAAUUGAACAAUGUCCAAAAUGAUGCCAAAAAGGCAGGAGAUGUACCUAAAUUAAAAAGAUAAUUGGACAAUGCUUUAUUAGAAUUAGAUGACUUGAAAGCUGAAAGAGAAGAAUUAGAUUAACAUUUAAAACAAGUUCAUGAUGACUACAAUAAGGCUUUGAAAGUAUUGAAAGACAAUGGUCUCUUAGGACUGUUAGAUCCAUCUGAAUAGUAACCUGGUUAAAAACCUAAUCCCAAUGGAUAAUUUGGACCAACCGCCUAGAAUUAGCCAUACAAUCCUAAUCAGCAGCCUCUCUAUGGUCCCAAUGGAUAGCCUCUCUAUGGUCCCAAUGGAUAGCCACUAUACGGUCCUUAGAAUGGCCAACCUGCUUAUGGACCUAAUGGAUAACCUAUUUAUGGACCAAAUGGUCAACCAGUUUAUGGCCCUGGUGGAUAAUAUGGACCACCAGGUCAAUAAGUUAAUAGUGCAUAUUUAGGAACUCCUAAUUAAGUUUCUUAGAACAAAAUGGGUGUUAGUCCAAUGAAUUAAUCAAAUUAAUGGGGUGGUGCAAGUGGUAAUGUUGGAAGACCUUCCUAUGAAGAAUUAAUGUUAGACAACAUUAGAAUGAAGAAAUGUAUCGAUUAGUUAAACUAUGAUUUAAAGAGUAGUAAAAAGUGA
Paramecium tetraurelia is the source of this 1797-nucleotide messenger RNA. RefSeq lists its product as uncharacterized. NCBI's taxonomy places the organism in Eukaryota, Ciliophora, Oligohymenophorea, Peniculida, Parameciidae. The transcript has 5 exons. The record is from RefSeq and is a predicted model, not a curated record.